UCAGAAAAUGUAGCCAUUACUGAUAGAUUGCUCUGAAAGAGUUAAAUAAAAAAAAAAUACUAAAAAUUAUUCGACAUUUUGGCGAUGUGAGUCGAAAAUGAGGUUUUUCAAAAAUUGAACCUCGCCACCGACGCAAUCGUUCGGAACCAUCAGCUCCCGGGCUAAAUUUUUCCUCAAAAUUCGAAAAAACCUCGACGGAGAAUAAAAUCUGAAAUCCCGGCGAAUUUCGUUAUUUCCUCGAAACCUGCACGUCAGCAGGGGUUCCACGGAGCGCACGAAGAAAAUGAUCAACACGCGGAGGAGGUACGAGUAUAUAUAAUAGUUUAUGCGAACAACAACCCCGCGGGAGUGCUACAGAUUCAGGAAUAACUCGGGUCGCGUGCUGUACGUGUACAGGUUUGGCAGGAGAUGCGAAAACGCGAAUUCCGAUCGCGUUCGCGUUCGAUUAUCGGAACCCUUCUCGCCCGACAAUAAGUUCAGGCAAACGACGCCCAGCGCACGAUUUCCUCGUCAGAGGGCAAUGAGACGAUCGCGAGAGUCUGGCGAUCCGUUUUAUCCGUUUUCAUUUUUUUCCGCUCACAUUUUAGCCCCCGCAAUUUUUGAGCACGCGCGGUAUUCCACACGGCGUACACGUGUGACGUGCUGCUGUACAUGUUUUCACUUCUUUUUUUCUUUUCUUUUCAAUCGUUUUCGCGCACCUGCCUUAUAUGUUUCCGGUCGAGUGCGUGACCUUAUAAACGCGUGCCAGGAAACACAUCUCGGCGUAACAUUUGCAGAUCUUUACAACGGGAGGAAAAUCGCACGUUGCAUGUCGCUAUUUUUAUUCAUACCUGCAAUAUCAACAGCGUUGCCGCCGCCUCCUUAUCUCCGAGGCUACCGAAGCAAAAUUUUGAAAAGGAUAACAGGUUACGAUUCGGAGGAAAACUGAAACCCGAAUUCCGAGUUUUCCGAGAAAGUUUUCAGAACCGAAUGAGACGGAACUCGGAAGUUCGGCUUGCGGUUGACCGGAUUUUUUAACGAAUUAUGCGAGCAAAAUUUGACCUGCGGUAGGAAACGGAUACAUGUCCGUCAUUAGGUUGGCACGAUUUACAUUCGAAGCCACUGCGCGGUUGAUGUGAUUUUCUCGUUUUUGGAUUAAUUGAGUCGAUAUAACAGCUUUGUGUGUCUACCCUAUACGUUCUCUGGUACCGAAAAUGGGACAUCGGCGUUUGGUUUAGAGCCAGGAAUCAGCGUUUUGUUCAACGCGUACCUACGCUGCAUCCGUGAUGUGAAGUGAGAUUUUAUCCUAGCUCUAGUCAUUCUAUAAUCGACAGAUGAUCGCUAAUUGGUCGAGUUGUUUCGAACUGAUUCAGCGGCGGAACAACAACCGGAAUCGAAAUUUCAACCAUCGGAUAAACUAAACGACAGUUUACCCGCAGGUGGAACAACCGGCCCUUAAUAAAGUUAGUGAAAAGUGACCUUUGUAUGAACCGCAUUAUGAAUACAACAUUAUCACCUAUAUUGUCUAUAGUUAUAUACUUAAGAAUUAUAUCUUACUUGCGUAUAUUUAUCGAAAAUGUUCAGAGUGAACGACACAAGUCAAACGCAACGCGGAAAACACUUUGGCGGCAGAUUUUACUUCGACCGCAAAAAAUUGAACCUUUGACCGAAGAUUUGAACGAUCGAUCCAUUGAUAUACAUAUACAUCAAUCAGUGAUCGAACUUUUUUUUCACCGUAAUGAAGUAGGUGCGGACCGAUUCCGGAAGCAGCCAUUGCGAUAUAUCCCUCUUCGGUGGUAGCUAACCAUCGGCAGGAUAAAGAGGGCCGUGGAGCAACUCGUGCCCGGUAAACUGUCAAGUGAUACUUAUUCGAGGGAUAUCUGCCGGUUAGGUGGACCAAAAAAAGGUGGAACAACCGAGCCUGAGAGAAAACAAUUUUUUUUACAAAGUUUAGUGAAAAAAUUUAGCGGUGUAACGAUAUUGUAUUAUUUACAACUAUGGAAUACGUCCUUAUAAAAGACAUACGUCCCGGCCAGAAGAACAUAAACGUGGUGUUCAUAGUUCUCGAAGUUGGCCAACCUGUAAUUACCAAAGAGAACCGCGAAGUUCGAAUGUUCAAAGUUGCGGACAGCACGGCGUGUAUGAAUGUGUCGAUUUGGGAGGAACCGGGUCAACUGUUGGCACCCGGUGAUAUCGUUAGAUUGACAAAAGGCUACGCAUCCGUGUGGAAACAAUGCCUGACGCUUUAUUCCGGCAAGGAUCCCGAUAUACGAAAAAUCGGAGACUUCUGUAUGGUCAUUAACGAACAAUUGAACAUGAGCGAACCUAACCCUGCCUUGGCUGAACAGCCUUUGAAUCAGGGAGGUUUCGGCCCACCCGCUAGAAACUGCAACAACGCAAUAGCGAAUAACGGCAAUGCAGAUAACGCAGCUUUUCCUCCGGGAAGACGAACACCGAGUGUCACGACUCCCGCAACUUCAACAACGACGAGUUUUGCUCCGAGGAAAGGUGGUAACGGUGGUUCCGCGGGUCUUCCUUGGAGAUUGGCGAGAUUUUCCGGAAAAUCGGGGUCGAAGUCCUCAACUGCAGGAAGGGGAGGAUCUCGCGGACGCGGUGGAUACCCAAAUGGAGGAAGAAGCGAUCGCGGAUAACGGGGAGAUCGAAAAAUCGUCCACCCUGUACGUUGUCACGUACGGAAAACGGGACAUCGGCGUUUUGGUCUAGAGCCGCAAGUGCGACGCGUAUACAUACACUAGCUGCAUCUGUGAUGCGAAGUGACAUUUUAUCGUAGCUGUAGUUAUUUUAUAAUCGACAGAUGAUCGGCUAAUUGGUGCAAUUCAUUGUCUAUAGUAUCGUAUAAAAAUGUUACGUACACGCGUGCGAGAACAAACGUUAGGAUCGUACAAUUUCGCUCCGCUCGCAAUACGAAUGUUCUGGAAUAGAUUUUAUAACCUACUUUGCAAAAGAAAAUAAAAAUAAAUUGUACCGAUCUAUA
This is a messenger RNA of Athalia rosae (coleseed sawfly), 2974 nucleotides long. RefSeq names its product SOSS complex subunit B homolog. Lineage: Eukaryota; Metazoa; Arthropoda; Insecta; Hymenoptera; Athaliidae. Gene Ontology annotation, cellular component: SOSS complex. Gene Ontology annotation, biological process: response to ionizing radiation; mitotic cell cycle checkpoint signaling; double-strand break repair via homologous recombination. Gene Ontology annotation, molecular function: DNA binding. The record is from RefSeq and is a predicted model, not a curated record. The coding region runs from base 1977 to 2630 and encodes 217 amino acids. The transcript has a single exon.